Penicillium canescens is the source of this 1302-nucleotide messenger RNA. Its product is annotated as phosphatase PAP2 family protein. Gene Ontology annotation, molecular function: inositol phosphoceramide synthase activity. The record is from RefSeq and is a predicted model, not a curated record. Gene Ontology annotation, biological process: sphingolipid biosynthetic process; inositol phosphoceramide metabolic process. The transcript is spliced from 2 exons. Bases 1 to 1302 code for a protein of 433 amino acids. Gene Ontology annotation, cellular component: inositol phosphoceramide synthase complex. NCBI's taxonomy places the organism in Eukaryota, Fungi, Ascomycota, Eurotiomycetes, Eurotiales, Aspergillaceae.
AUGAGUGCCUCCUUUCCUUCAUGGAAAGAUCGCACACAGAAUCAGUUCGGAAAGCUUCAGAUCCAAGUACCAUGGCGGUCAUUCCAGCUCCUGGUGCCGCAUCGCAUGCGUCGCAAGCUCCGUUCCAAGCUACGGAGUCGUCUCUCGCCUGCUUCGUCCAUCUCAACGCUGCAGACCUCCUUCUCGCCUGUCGACACCCUCAGAUCAUUACAGGCGCAUCGGUGGACGAUGUAUGAUUUCCAGUACCUUUUGCUUUUGAUCGUGGGCAUCUUCUCCUUAACGAUAAUUCAAUCUCCUGGCCCGCUCGGAAAGACGGCCAUCGCCACGGGGCUGCUGUGCUCUCUACUUAUGCCCAUCACACGGCAAUUCUUCCUGCCCUUUCUUCCCAUUGCUGGGUGGCUGAUUUUCUUCUAUGGUUGCCAGUUCGUCCCAAGUGAUUGGCGACCUGCCAUUUGGGUUCGGGUUCUUCCGGCCAUGGAGAACAUUCUGUACGGCGCAAACAUCAGCAACAUCCUAUCUGCUCACCAGAACGUGGUGCUAGACGUUCUAGCAUGGAUCCCCUAUGGUCUCUGCCAUUACGGAGCUCCCUUUGUCGUCUCUUUGCUCCUUUUCUUCUUCGGCCCUCCGGGAACCACCCCUCUGUAUGCCCGGACUCUUGGCUACAUCAGCAUGCUAGCUGUCACCAUCCAGCUGGUUUUCCCUUGUUCGCCCCCGUGGUAUGAGAACCUAUACGGUCUGGCGCCCGCCGAUUACUCCAUGCAGGGCAACCCCGCUGGACUUGCUCGCAUUGACAAGCUUCUCGGUAUUGACUUGUACACCUCGGGCUUCAAGCAGUCCCCAGUUGUGUUUGGUGCAUUCCCUUCGCUCCAUGCCGCGGACUCGACUUUGGCCGCUCUGUUUAUGAGCCACGUCUUCCCCCGUCUGAAGCCCCUCUGGGUUACCUACACCCUGUGGAUGUGGUGGGCUACCAUGUACCUAUCGCACCACUAUGCAGUCGACCUCGUCUGCGGAGGUCUGUUGGCCACGGUCGCCUUCUACUUCACCAAGACCAGGUUUAUGCCUCGAGUCCAAUCCGACAAGAUGUUCCGCUGGGACUACGACUAUGUUGAGAUCGGCGACAACUCCCGCGAUUUCGGUUACGACCUCGCCAGCUUGGAUGGCGACUUCAACCUGGAUAGUGAUGAGUGGACCGUUGGAUCUUCCUCCUCCAUCUCUUCCGGCUCUUUGAGUCCCGUGGACGACCAUUAUACAUGGGAAAGCGAGACCCUGACCUCGAAUCACGACAUUGAGGCGGGACGAUAA